AUGGGGGCCGACGUCGUCACAACAGAGGAGCGCGCCAAAGCGGAUGCGGCGUCGUCCGGGCUGGCGGCGCCUGCGCUGGGCCUGAACUGCAUCGGCGGCAGCGCGGCGCUGGCGGCGGCGAAGCUCCUCAGGCCGAGUGCCACCCUGGUGACGUACGGCGCCAUGUCCAUGCAGCCCGUCCCGCUGCCCACGGGGCUGCUGCUCUUCAAGGACCUGGCGUUCAGGGGCUUCUGGCUGAGCGGCGGCUGGGCGGCCAGGGCGGAGCCGGGGGGGCGGGCGGAGCUGCUGGACAGGGUGGCGGGGCUGUAUCAAGAGGGGGCGCUGACGGCGCCCAGGCUCCAGCCGUUCCCGCUAUCAAGGUGGCGCGAGGCCUUGGAGGCGAACAGCAAGGCUCACCGCAACAGCAAGGUGGCCUUUGUCGCCGGGUGA
This is a messenger RNA of Monoraphidium neglectum, 429 nucleotides long. Its product is annotated as trans-2-enoyl-CoA reductase. The coding region runs from base 1 to 429 and encodes 142 amino acids. Gene Ontology annotation, biological process: fatty acid metabolic process. Gene Ontology annotation, molecular function: trans-2-enoyl-CoA reductase (NADPH) activity. The transcript is spliced from 4 exons. Gene Ontology annotation, cellular component: mitochondrion. Lineage: Eukaryota; Viridiplantae; Chlorophyta; Chlorophyceae; Sphaeropleales; Selenastraceae. The record is from RefSeq and is a predicted model, not a curated record.